CUGCCACUCUCAUUCAUCCUUUUCCCUCUCUCCCCUUCUCUACACCCGUCUCUGCUUCCAGUCAUUCACAAGUGGAGGAUGACACCACCUGCAGCCAGAUGAGAGGACAGCGGAGUCAUCCAUUUAACUGAGCAAAAUAACCAUCAUUGUGUGGCAGCAAGACUGGCUGAGAACUCCAUGAUGGGAUACUUUAAGUCAGGAUUGCAAAGGACUUCAUCGAGAGCACAUGUUUCCUCACUGCUGGACUCUUUGAUGCCGAUGGCCAAUGUCUAAUGGCGUCACUUUGUUGUCAAGCAAUAAAGCACUGAGUUAAACACCUGCCAGGUGGAUAAUUUGACUUAAUUCCCCCUUAUUUAAUCUAGUUAAUGACUUGGCUUUAUCCUGUGGCCUAGUUUAGGCAGACGCACCCCAAGUGUCUACCUGAGGCUGACCUCCUGUUUUAUGGAGGCCUUGCAUAGCUGCCUAACGACUGGGGAGCAGCCCAGAGGCCAAGAACACUGUCAACCAGAGUCUCCUCAGCCAGGCCGCCAGCCCAAGUCUCCCUCCCAGCAUCAUCAGGAAACUGUUUCCUCAAAGUCGCAUGGCUCACAGCAGCAACCCACACAGUUCAGACGUCAGAAACCUGAACGUAAACGCCUCAGGCGCCAGCGACAGAGCAUUGACUCGGAUACAGUUUUGGAGCAGAAACAGGAGGCACCAGCACAAACAAAGCCAGGAGUCUUGUCGUCUUCAGGAGGUACCCUUACCCAGUCGAAAUCAGAAACCCAUGAGGACAGCGCAAAGCAGAAAUGUGAGCGCAAGCCUCAGAGACCUGGGAAAUAUGUUUGCACAUACUGUGGCCGUGCAUGUGCAAAGCCCAGUGUCUUACAGAAACAUAUUCGCUCCCACACAGGAGAAAGGCCCUAUCCAUGUGCUCCAUGUGGAUUCUCUUUUAAGACCAAGAGUAACCUGUACAAACACCGCAAAUCACAUACCCACAGAGUGAAGGCAGGUCUAGCACUUGGGGAACCAAAAUCUCUGGAUGACCAAGUGACUGAGUCAGAGGAUGAAACAAGACAGCUAUCAUCAGCUUCAGCCCUGACAGAUAGACAAAGCAGCAUAGCCUCAAUGAAGGGUUAUGAAGCGGACGGGGCGAAAGAUUGCACUGGAGGAAGCAGUGACUCCCAUGCAGUGAAAAAGAGGUUGGCCCUGCGUUUGAGCAGAGGAAAACAUGCUCCUCAAGACUCAGCUGAUGAAAAGACCUCAUCUCUAACAUCAGGGAGUAGAGGCAGUACAGAAUCUGGCUAUUUCUCCCGCUCUGAAAGUACUGAACAGUCCCAAGAUGGUGCCCCGAAUACAAGUGCCAAAAGCUAUGCAGAGAUUAUCCUUGGUAAAUAUGGACGUCUUGGUCACCUACAGAGGAUGUCUCGUCAUCAUAACCAACAUCCUUCUGGUCAGGAAGAGAAGAACAUCUCAUUCACUGUACCCAAGAAACAGGUCAUUGACCAUAUCACCAAACUCAUCACUAUCAAUGAGGCGGUGGUGGACACCAGUAAAAUCGACAGUGUAAAACCAAGGAGAUUCUCACUCUCAAGAAAAAACAGUUCAGAGUCUCAGAAGAACUCAAGUGUCAAAGAAACACUCAUUCACAGCCCCAAAGCUGGAGAUGUGAGCUAUAAAAGUACUGGCUCCAUCAGCAUGGGAGUUCCAUGUGAAAAAUUCAAUCAUCCAUCUUCAAGUGUGGAGAAGCCAACUGGCCAAAUACCCACUUCUUGUCUUGUACGAAGUCACUCGAUGCCGUCUGAAGCUAGUUCAUUUGAUUCCUCAUGUGGUCGCUCUAGCAAAUUCCGCUUAAGCCAGUCCUUUGAUGAUCGGCAGCCUUCUGAAACACAGACAUCCCGUCGUUUUGGAACGCUGAGACGGCAGCCAGCUAUUGAAAUCUCAUUUGGUGCCGACCUUACGAAAGAGGAUCACGAGGUUUCUCCCUCAUUUUUCCCCAACAGCAUAACCUCUGUGCCUGACCAUAAGCAACAUCUACUACAGCCAUAUGAGUGUGAGACCUGUGGCACUGGAUGCAAGGAUUGGGAAGGUUAUAAGAAACACAAGCAACGUGUGUGCCUUGCUCAUAACCCUGAAAAUAAAGUGGUAAUUGGUCAAAUGGAGUGCUCACAGCUAGAUAAUCAUACAGCCAGGGCAGGCGCUUUGACAGUUCGUAAGAGAAGAAAAGAAGAGAGUUUUGAGUUUGAUGACCCUUCUUCUCCUUCCUCCUCAACCCUUUUAUCCGGACACAGUAAAAGUGAAAGAAGGCAUGCAAUUCAAACCUGUUCAGUAAUUCAACACACCAGUUCAUUUGAAAAACAAGAAUCUUUGUCUCACGAGAAUCUACAGAAAAUACAGAACUCACUACCUGAUGAGGAACAUCAAUUGGUUCUGAAGAAACCACACCAACAGCAAUCGGCAAAGCUUACUGCCCGGAAGCUGAUUCGUCAAAACAAUGUUCAGGUUCCAGAAAUUCUGGUGACGGAAGAUUUCAGCAUUAGUUCAGAGAUCUCAACAGAGCCAACGCCAACCACAAGAAAUUUGGAGAAACUUGACGAAUUUCAGUGGCCACAGAGGAGUCCUUCUCUGGCACAGCUUCCCAUUGAAAAACUUCCACCAAAGAAAAAGCGUUUACGUCUAGCUGAGGCUGCGCAGUCCUCAGGGGAUUCCAGUUUUGACUCUAUAUCUUUGCCACACAGCCCCAGUCAGGAUAGCACUGCAUCGUGUGCAUCCAGUCGUUCCACGUCUUUUGAAGAACCAAAUAGACCAGAUAUGGAGAUGGCAACUUCAACGCCCCUGAGGAGAUCAAGAGCUCACCCCAUGUUGACGGUGCCUGGGGUGCAUCAGCACAGAGAAAUGAGGCGCUCAGCAUCUGAACAAGCCCCUCACGACUCUCUACCAAGUGUCCUAAUGGGCGAGACCCGCAGUAAGUCGUUUGACUACAGUUGUCUGUCCCCUGAACGUUCUGUAGUUGGCUGGAGGGAAAGAAGAAAAUGCCUCCUCAUGAAACAUGCUGCAAUUACAGAUCGAAAUGAGGAGCUGGAGGAAGAGAAUGUCAGGCUCAGGCAUAGCCCCGAACACGUUAGAUCUUCUCAAGCAAGGCCAACUUGUCAUACGACCUCCUCCUCCUCAGGUGGGGGAAUCUCAUGUGAUCCCAUAGACUCGCAGCACAAGGAAAUUUUCUCUCAGUGGAAUCUUAGUCAAAAUAUUUGUUUAAUGGGUGACACAGAAGUGUCGAGCACCCAUGUCCCUUCUUCAGGUGUAACAAAGAAGGCCUCAUGCAUCCAAGCACCACAACCCAGUCCAACACAUGGACCAUCAGGGGCUGCCAGAGCGCUCUAUCUCCCUUUGUCUACAGGGCUAAAGUUAGAGAUUCCCUCCCAACAUGGGGACUAUUCAGAGGUUCAAAGCAAUCAGCACUCUGUCCCUCACAUCACUUCCAGUUUUGAAAUACUGAGGCCACUCUCAUCAACAGCUGUAGCAGUGCGUCUGCAAACAAACACGCUCACCCCCGCAUGUGCUAUAUACACUACAUUGUCUCAGUCCACCUCCCCAAGGCCCCAGGAGGCAAUUUGCGCCAUCUCACCCAGUAUAGGUGCUUCAGCUGCUCCAUACAGAAGCCACAGAAACAUGAGUUCAGAUAUCCAAAAAUGGUCUGGCGAGCUUAAGUUAUCAGGUUCAGGAGGAAGUAAGCGCAUGCUUUCCCCUUCAAACAGUAUAGAGUUCCAUCCUGAGUCACAGCAGCAACAGAAAAGAGUAAAAGAAGAGGAGGAAAAGAAGGUGGGGUGUACCGAAACAGCAACAGUUGACAGAUCCAACCAAGAAAUCAAACUGGAGAAUCAAUCAUGUUUACCAGAAGUUGGUUGUUCAGUCUCAUCUGUUGAAACCUCGUUCCCCAGUCUGCUGUCCGGCACCUGUAACAGCUGGUGCUAUUUGAACUAUAUCAAACCAAAUCCGUCCGCUCUGGGUGAAGGGAAGCCCUCAGUUUAUUCCUCGUGGUCUACCAGCAGCUAUGAUCCCAAUCCACCUGGGCUCUCCAGCAAGAUGGCAAUCUCCCUCCUGCAUUGUAAGCAGAGGCUCAGUCCUUCCAUUUACACCACAUCCCCCAUGUCAGUCAGGAAAACUGAGUCAGUGGAGCAAGAGGACAAGAGAUCCUGCUCCCCUGAGAUCUACGACAAUCCGCCCGACUGCAGAGAGCACGACAGGACAGAGAAGGACCUGCGGUCAGCAGAUGACAACAGGGAUGGCGAAGGGGAGGAGAAGGAGGAGUUAGAACGGCCGGAGGAGGAUGUCCAGUCAUGCUCCAGAAACCAAAAAUCUCCUGAAGAUUGGAUCUCAGAGAACAGAUCAAAUGCAGAAUACAAGGAUGUUCAUGGUGGAGGGGAAGGGAAGGGUCCACGUGAAACCUGCAAGAAUGCUAGCGGGCCGCCUGCAGAACCCCCCCCACGCAGCUGUGGCUGUAGCAGCACCUCCACACCCACAGUGAGUCGUGUUGAGCUCAUGAGACCUGAGGCCCAUGAGAAAGAAACCAGCAGUCACCCAGAAGACGCGCAUGAAGGCGUCUCUGAGGACCACUCAGUUAUUCCAAAUCAACAGAAAGACGAUCAGCGCUUUGGUCUAGGGAACGCCGCAGCUCAUGGAGAUGACGAUGGAAAGGACAAGCGAGGAAGACGUUCUGACCACAGCAGGUCCGCGGUGGCUGGAAGGCCUUACACGGACGGUGAGGAAACUCCUCUAGGAACCCUGCUGACGGAGUCUCCCAGCACUUCAUCCCCCGUGGUUCCCUCCAGGAGGAGCUCAGCCAGCGCCAGGAGGGCUUUGUUCGCCUGCAGAAGCCUUGAUGCUUCAGCAUCAGCGUCCUCUGGAGGUUCCCAGUCUUCAAGCUCUCAUUCCCUCAAUCCACCCAGGGAGUUAUCUCCAGCUCCUAGCCCAUCGGCCGGCCCCUGCAAGCCCUCUGCUCCUCCUCCAUCCCCCCCUUCAUCCCUCCCUCCACCCACUCGUCAGGCCUCUCCUCCCCCACGGACAGGAACCUCCUUCAGCCAGAUCCAGCACUUGGCCUCUCCUGGGUCUCCUGGCUCUCCAGCAGAUAUCUCUACUCGAUGUCAAGCCCGUCCUUAUCCACCUCCAGCAAUCCAGUCUGCAGACGAGGUAGGCCUGGCGCUCAUCCACCCGCAUCCACCAAGGCUGCGAGGAGCCACCAACCCCCUGAGUCACCUCCCUCUGCACUCGCAGCAGCCUGGCCGGUCCCCGAGCCUCCUGAUCCCCAUCGGGGGCAUCCACAUGGUCCAGCCCCGCCCUCCUCUCCCGGUGUACAGCCUGGUGUGCAGCCAGGCAGCAGCAUCCAGCAGGAGGACGGACACGGCAGCGGAGAGGCUCGCUGCACCACAGCAGCAGCAGCAAGACGGCCUCAAGGAGGCGCUGCCGACCUCCAGAGUGCCUGCAGGACAAACGGCUGCAAACGCCGCGUUACAGAGGCAACUACCGUGUCUGGGACCCGAGGGGGGAACCGAGGGGGGACGCACAGAGUCACCUGGCAGAGACAGAAAUGUUUACACGGAGAGCAGUCGCGGUCGGGGAAAGGCUCCUCUUCCUCCUCCUCCUCCUCCUCCUCCUCAGGCACAACUCUGAUAGGAAGGAGAGGUUGACAGGACAGUCCAACAUGCCUGAAAACCAGAGUGAGGAUGGAGAACUUCCACCUAAAGACGAGAGCACUAGAGCACUGCUUCUGAAUGAUGCUGUUAUGUAACUAUAUGAAUAUUAUAUAUAAAUGUCGGCACUAUGUUAAAUAUGCAGUAUGUUUUGUAAAUCUUUUUUACCCUCUUGUUUGAUGUCAUUUGUGUUAAUUUAUUUCUGUGCUAUUAUGCAAAUUCUGUACUAUAUGCAAAAGCAGCUGGAAUGAAAAAAGUUCAGAUUAAUUACACAAUUGACAGCUCUGAUAUACUGUUGCUGUAAUAAUGUACUGUAUUAGAGAAAAGUACCACGAAUAUUUAUUCACUCUGACGAGUAUUUUCAAGUGCAAUUUUACAUCAGGAUUGUGGUUUGAAAUGUCAUUCACAAAGCUGUGAUCAUUAUUAUUAUUACUAUUAUUAUUAUUAUUAUUAUUAUUAUUAUUAUUAGUCAGGUUUUUGUUGUUGUUUUUGUGUUUUGAGGAACAGGGUUAUGAUCAGCUUUUUCUUUUGGAAAAGAAGUUUCACAUCAAAACAUCUUAAGUGCACUGGCAAGUUAUCUGAUGUCAGCUGGGAACCUGUUUCAUGUACAUGGUAGCUAUGGUACGUCUCAUCUCAUUAGCCAUGAACGCACACGUAUCCCUGUGUUGCUGUUUUUUCUAAACGAUAGAAUCACGUGGUCAUUUUCAUGUUUGCCAUUAAACGUCUCAUUUUUACAGAUUUAUAUUAAAA
This is a messenger RNA of Cololabis saira (Pacific saury), 6416 nucleotides long. RefSeq names its product HIVEP zinc finger 3a (gene hivep3a). Bases 442 to 5646 code for a protein of 1734 amino acids. Gene Ontology annotation, biological process: regulation of transcription by RNA polymerase II. The transcript is spliced from 7 exons. Gene Ontology annotation, molecular function: DNA-binding transcription factor activity, RNA polymerase II-specific; RNA polymerase II cis-regulatory region sequence-specific DNA binding. Lineage: Eukaryota; Metazoa; Chordata; Actinopteri; Beloniformes; Belonidae. The record is from RefSeq and is a predicted model, not a curated record. Gene Ontology annotation, cellular component: nucleus.